Grus americana (Whooping crane) is the source of this 3258-nucleotide messenger RNA. It is a transcript of the gene GLT8D2, whose product is annotated as glycosyltransferase 8 domain containing 2. Bases 1778 to 2830 code for a protein of 350 amino acids. The record is from RefSeq and is a predicted model, not a curated record. Gene Ontology annotation, molecular function: glycosyltransferase activity. The transcript has 10 exons. Gene Ontology annotation, cellular component: Golgi apparatus. NCBI's taxonomy places the organism in Eukaryota, Metazoa, Chordata, Aves, Gruiformes, Gruidae.
GUGCUCGGGUCACCACGGAUGUGGUGUGUGCAAGUUAACUUAGGGCACCCAGCUUUGCGUUCAAACCCUCAAAAAUCUGUGACAGGUUUUGUCGUGUUGGUUUUUCUUAACUCGCUAGUUGUAGGCGAGGCGAGGUAUGCUGCCUGAUAUAUCUGAGAGAAUGAGUUGCUGGUUUAAACAGAGCAACUGGUUGAGAUGAGAAACUAGGGUUUCAGUUCUACAGUUAACUGCAGAUGAUCUGAGUAAACCUGAAGAUCUCAUUCUGCAGGACAGAAGCUGCUCUCUUUCCUGUGUGAGGGGGGUGUUAAGUGAGAAUAUAAACACGUGAGGCUGAGGGAAAUCCAGAGAAGGUGCUGCUGGGUUGCCUGCUAGGUGAAGCAGAUGGUCCCAAUGCUGCAAGCUUGUACAGCUGUGUGCAUCUUAGAUCUGUUCAGGAUGUGCAUAGAAAUGGAAGGCAGAUGAACAAAACAUGGGUGGAUUUUGAUCAACGUGAGCUUAAUACAGCUUAAAAAAAGAUAGUUGUACAGAAAAAGUAGUAAUAGUUGUGGCCAUCUACAUAAAGCAGAUAACUAUGUAUAACUCUUCAUUUAUUUUUCCUUCAAGCAGCUCUGCAAAAGAUGGAUUUCUGUACAAAAUCAGACACAGAAAACACAGUUUUGGCAUGUUAGAGAUUACUGGCAACCCAGCAGCAUCUUUUAUUUCUCUCAGCCUCACGUGUUUAUUCAACUUAGACCUACAUUUUCAGUUCCUGCAAAUGGAACAGCCAUUUUCAUUUAAAACACGAUUAUUAAAACCUUAACUGAAUAUUCCUCAUAAGUUUUGUACUGCCUCAUGCUAAAAAUAUGAAGAAUAGUUUGGAAUUAAAUAUUAUUAUUCCUUUCAGUACUCAUGAAAGUCUUGUGACAAAACAGGCUUCUAGAAGGGAUUGAGUAUUUGAAUAAAAGAAGCGAUGUGGACAUAAAACUGCAAAAGCUUUCAGGAAUGCUUAGGAGGCAGAGUAUCAACAUGGGCUGGUUACCUUCACCUAAGGUCCCUUUGAAUCCAAACCUGUGGAUUCAGAUCCGCUUACCUGCUCAAAGAUUCAGAAAUGAGGUGAUUGAAGUCAAAACACAUGUUCAGAGUGGAAUUCUGCAAGCUUCCCUUAGCUUUCGACUGGCAAGAACUCUGCAAACAGGCACUGGGAAAACUGGCUUUCAGUUUGACUUUGGCAUAUUGUUGUUUGGCUCUUGCACAUUAGUUAUGUGUUCAAAUUUACCGUAAAUAAUGACUAGAAACCUAACCUGCAACUAGACUGUUGAAGUAACUUCUGGAAGGGUUUAUUUCCUUCUCUUUCCCCCACCCCCUUAAGAUUUUUUUGUCUUUUGGGAUUUGUUUGCAAUCUGCUAGCUGAAGCUCUGAGGCAAGUUUGCCAGAUCUGGGGCUGCAUCAUCAUUCUGCACAUCUGGAAGUGGUUUAUGGGCUCUCAUUCCUCCAGUGCGGCGUCUGGACUCUGUGCUAUUCCUCAGCAGCAGAGGAAGAAAAGAAAACCAGCACAACUCCAAAGUAAACUUUGAAGAGUUUGAAAAAGGAAUUGAAUCUUAAAACUGUUACUGUGCCCUGUAAGGCCCUUGCGUGGGGGACUUCAAAGGAGGAUGAUGGUCAAGGAAGCUUUGGCAAGAGUGCUUACAGCUGUGGGUUAUCUAGGAUCCAAGUAAAUAGCUCUACAGCUCUUCAGGAGAGAGGAGUCCCGAAUACUGUGCUGCUUUGAAGAGAUCACAAUUCUCGUCCAACAGGACACAUGGCUCUUUUAAAGAAAAUUAACCAGAUCUUACUGUUACUUCUUGUCUUAACUGUGUGUGCCAUUCUGUAUAACAAAGUUCACCAAGUGCCAUCCGCAUUAAAGAACGAAACAGUUGAUUUGGAGAGUCCUGAGGAAAUGGAAGAAGAAAUUCCAGUCGUAAUCUGUGCUGCUGCGGGCAGAAUGGGUGCAGCUAUAGCAGCAAUCAGUAGCAUCUACAGCAACACAGAGGCUAAUGUUUUGUUCUACAUAGUUGGGCUGAAGACUACCAUCCCGCAUAUUCGAAAAUGGAUUGAAAAUUCUAAACUCAAAGAAAUAAAAUUUAAGGUUGUGGAAUUCAACCCUAUGGUAUUAAAAGGAAAAAUCAGACAAGAUGCGUCGCGUCCUGAGCUACUGCAGCCUCUGAACUUCGUUCGAUUUUAUCUUCCUUUGCUUAUCCAGAAACAUGAGAAAGUAAUAUAUUUGGACGAUGAUAUCAUUGUUCAAGGUGACAUCCAGGAACUCUAUGAUACUAAGUUAGCACCUGGACAUGCUGCAGCUUUUUCAGAUGAUUGUGACCUGCCUUCUACACAUGAAAUGGUUAGAAGUGUAGGGAUGCAGAACACGUACAUGGGAUUCCUGGACUACAGAAAGCAAGCAAUUAGAGAUCUUGGCAUCAGCCCCAGCACCUGUUCCUUUAAUCCUGGAGUAAUUGUGGCUAACAUGACUGAAUGGAAACAUCAACGGAUUACAAAGCAGUUGGAAAAGUGGAUGCAAAGAAAUGUAGAGGAAAACCUCUACAGCAGCACCCUUGGGGGAGGCGUGGCAACCUCUCCAAUGCUGAUUGUAUUUCACGGAAAGUAUUCCGCUAUUAAUCCGAUGUGGCACAUAAGGCAUCUUGGUUGGAGUCCCGAUACCCGUUACUCAGAGCAUUUUCUUCAAGAAGCUAAAUUACUUCAUUGGAAUGGGAGAUAUAAACCUUGGGACUAUCCCAGCGUUCACACUGAUCUCUGGGAAAACUGGUUUAUUCCUGACCCUUCAGGGAAGUUCAAAUUAACUCGUCCCGAUAGCUGAUACUGAAAACACUUAAAUGCAUCGAUACACUAUGUUUUGCAGUAUGUAUUAGUUUGAGAUGCAACAUGUUGUACAAUUAACAGAUUUUAGAAAAUGAAGUCUUUGUUAAAUAUAUGAAUAAAUGACAAUCAGUUUUGUGUGCUUAUAGCUGGAGAGGGAGGCUGGAGUGACCGUGACACAGUUCAGGUUAUCUCAACUUACACGUGAGGUGAGGAAACAGGUUUGCUUGACAAUGAAGUAUUAUUUUCAUUAAACAUUUGUAGAAGUGAAAUUCAGCACCAGACAGUGUGGUUUAAUGGAAAGUCUUUAUAAAUAAGACUCCAAUGCCUGCUGGUAGAAAAAUCCACACAGGAAAUACUUGCAGUAUUACAUACAAGGUGUCUCUAGUUGUCUAGCCCACAGUGAACAGCCUGAAAUGAAAACUUAUG